GGAGUGGGGGCUGCGCCCUCCCCAGGCGGCCGCGACGCGGGGGCCUCGGCCAUGCGGACCCGGGCGGCGGCGGCGGCGGCCCGCGGAUCAGAUUGAACUCAGUGAAUCAGCAAGAAUGGCUAAUGGAGUCAUCAACACCAUGAAGAAACACAGAGUCUUUUUCUUAGCUCGUGUGUAAGGGGGGGAAAAGGUUUAAAAAAGUCACUUGAGUGGUGCUUUCUGACCAAUGGAGAACUAUUUCCAAGCAGAGGCAUACAACCUGGACAAGGUUUUAGAUGAAUUUGAACAGAACGAAGAUGAGACAGUUUCUCCUGCAUUAUUGGAUAAAAAAUGGAAUCAGCUUCUAGACCCUCAUUUGCUGUCAUUUAGUCCAGAUCUGACCAGUGUGAAUGAAACAGCAAUUCCAAGUGAGUCGCAGCGGACACAGAAAACCUCCUCACGGGCUUGUUGUCCCCUCCUUCCAUCUGUGGAAGGAGGGGACCACUGUCCUAAUGGAAGAGAGAGUGUUUUAAAGCCAGAGACUUCCACCAUGUGCAUUGAAGAUCAGGCUUCUAUAGAAGAGCAGCUGAUGAAGAGCAGCAGUCACUGGGAUGAUCAGUGUGGUGUUGUGGACAGAGGAGAGGAGAAACUUGGGAAUAGAGACAGUCUCCCUGAAGAUAAAAACAUUCUUGUUGUAGCUGUCAUGCAUAAUUGUGACAAAAGGACUCUGCCAAGUGCCGAUUUACUGGAUUGUCAUGACUACAAUAGCCAUUCGCUGAUGGAUACUAUUAGCUUUACACUGGAUAAUGAAAACAGACAGAGUGAUCCCUUUAGUGUUACUAUCAAUGGGGCCGAUGAAAAAGACAUGAACACAGAGAAAUCAGGGGUCCACUUGAACCAGCUGCAUGCCCAGGCUGAUCCCGUUAGCCAAUUAUGUAAUGCUUCACCAGAGAGUCACUCUAAUGUCUGUUCCCUCUCUCAUUUAAAAGAUGAUAUUAAUACAAGUAGAGACCCUCCCGUUUUAGGAACUGCAAGUGGGGGGACCAGUGCAGUGACUUUAGCACAGAGAACAGCUGAAAGUCCUGCUGCUGAUGUGCAGGGGACAUGUAUACCCAUUGAGGCUUCUGCUGGGAAAACCUGCUGCCCCAGGACAGAUUUAGAGACUACAAAUUGUUUUACCCAUUUGAGGGAGCGGGUUUCAAUGGAAGAGGAAUCUCUAGAUGAGAGAACAGCUGGAGAACCCUUUCAGUCUGAGCUCCCUCUGUUCACUGACCCUACCCAGUUGAACGUGUCUGAAACAGGUGAUGGCUGUGAGCAGGUUUCCUGUGGGCUUUCCCCCAGUGAGCCCAGGAGAGAUGAAAGGGAAGAUUGUGAACUCGGACAGACUUUGGACACGGCAGAAUCACUCGGGACGGUGGGGCGCUUUUCAGUGUCAGAGGAAGUAACUCCUAAUGAAAUCAGUAGCAGCCCACCGAGUGGACAGAGUGAGAGGCUCCUGCCGAGGAGCCAGCCCGCGGAGGCUUGCAGUGACAGUGGGGAGAAUGGGGCAGAGUCAGGGAUCCUUCUAAAAGGAACGUGUAUAGAAGAGCUCGAGGGGUAUGGUUUCCCCGCUGUUCUGGAUGUGCCAGGAGCAAAUUCUCUGUCUAAUGGUUGUGAUUCCUAUGGAAUGCUAAACCCAGUUAUUGCUUGUAUUCCAAAGACUUUACCCUCCAAGGAAGAUUCAGUCACAGAGGAAAAGGAAAUUGAGGAAAGUAAAUCAGAAUGCUAUGGGAAUGUUUAUGAGCAAAGAGGAAAUGAGGCCCCAGAAGGGAAUGGGCUUGUCUUAAGCAGCACUAUUGACCAAAUGAAAAAAAACUAUGUUCGUAGUCUCGGUAGUCAGAUCCCAUCCGUUCAGGGGCAGUCGACCCCUCAAGCAGUAGCUAACGUGCCCCCCGUCAGUGUUCCCUUUGGCGGGGCCAGACCGAAGCAGCCCACCAAUCUCAAGCUGCAGAUUCCAAAGCCAUUGUCAGAACAUUUGCAGAAUGACCUCCCUGCUCAUGGCGGCACUCAUGCUAAAAACAAAAAUGAGGGGUUUGGGAAAGCAAAGUCAGGGGAAAACGCCAAAGCAGCCACGUUCCCUAAUGAGACGCUCAAUUCCUCCAUUGCCAACGCAAACGGGGACCUUGUGGAAGAGGACGAGGCUGUGGUCUCUAGUAGCCCGUGCCUUGCAGUGGCCUCCGACAGCCCUGAUAACGAUCUCAGAGCCAGUCAGUUUGGUGUUCCUACUAGGAAGCCGUUCACUACUCUGGGCGAGGUGGCUCCUGUGUGGGUCCCGGAUUCUCAGGCUCCGAACUGCAUGAAAUGUGAAGCCAGGUUCACCUUCACCAAGAGGAGGCAUCACUGCAGAGCAUGUGGAAAGGUUUUCUGUGCUGCAUGUUGUAGCCUGAAGUGCAAGUUGCUGUAUAUGGAGAGAAAGGAAGCUCGAGUAUGUGUGAUCUGCCAUUCUGUGCUCAUGAAUGCUCAAGCCUGGGAGAACAUGAUGAGUGCCUCAAGCCAGAGCCCUAACCCUAACAAUCCUGCUGAGUACUGUUCUACUAUCCCUCCCUUGCAGCAAGCUCAGGCCUCAGGAGCCCUGAGCUCUCCACCUCCCACUGUGAUGGUGCCUGUGGGAGUGUUAAAGCACCCCGGAGCAGAAGUGGCUCAGCCCCGAGAGCAAAGGCGAGUGUGGUUUGCCGAUGGGAUCUUGCCCAAUGGGGAAGUUGCUGAUGCGGCCAAAUUAACAGUGAGUGGUCCUUCCUCCACGGGAGCCUUGGCUGUGUCCCAUGACCCAGCCCAGCCAGUGAGCAGCAGCCCGCUGGCAGCAGAGACAGAUAUUUCUGCCUUCUCGGGGAGUAUAACUCAGGUGGGAAGUCCUGUUGGAAGUGCAAUGAACUUGAUUCCCGAAGAUGGUCUCCCUCCCAUCCUCAUUUCUACUGGGGUCAAAGGAGAUUAUGCUGUGGAGGAGCGCCCUUCCCAGAUCUCCGUAAUGCAGCAGCUGGAGGAUGGCGGCCCUGAUCCACUGGUGUUUGUUUUAAAUGCAAAUUUGCUGUCAAUGGUUAAAAUUGUUAAUUAUGUGAACAGGAAGUGCUGGUGUUUCACUACCAAGGGCAUGCAUGCCGUGGGACAGUCCGAGGUGGUGAUCCUUCUUCAGUGUUUGCCUGAUGAGAAAUGUCUGCCCAAGGACAUCUUCAGUCACUUUGUGCAGCUCUAUCGUGACGCACUGGCAGGGAAUGUUGUCAGCUGUUUGGGACACUCCUUCUUCAGCCAGAGUUUCCUGGGUAGCAAAGAACAUGGUGGAUUCUUGUAUGUCACAUCUACUUACCAGUCAUUGCAGGACCUGGUGCUCCCAACUCCACCAUACUUAUUUGGGAUCCUUAUCCAGAAGUGGGAAACUCCAUGGGCAAAAGUUUUCCCCAUCAGACUAAUGCUGAGGCUUGGAGCUGAAUAUAGACUUUAUCCAUGCCCUCUGUUUAGUGUCAGAUUUCGGAAGCCAUUGUUUGGAGAGACAGGACACACAAUUAUGAAUCUUCUUGCAGACUUUCGGAAUUACCAGUACACGCUGCCUGUGGUCCAGGGUCUGGUGGUUGACAUGGAAGUGAGGAAAACAAGCAUUAAAAUCCCCAGCAACAGAUACAAUGAGAUGAUGAAGGUCAUGAACAAGUCCAAUGAGCACGUGCUGGCCGGAGGAGCCUGCUUCAAUGAGAAGGCAGACUCCCACCUGGUGUGCGUCCAGAACGACGAUGGCAACUACCAGACUCAGGCUAUCAGCAUCCACAAUCAGCCGCGGAAGGUCACGGGUGCUGGUUUUUUUGUGUUCAGUGGAGCUCUGAAGGCCUCUUCUGGAUACCUUGCGAAGUCCAGCAUCGUAGAAGAUGGAGUCAUGGUUCAAAUAACGGCGGAAAAUAUGGACUCCUUGAGGCAAUCGCUGCGAGAGAUGAAGGACUUCACCAUCACCUGUGGGAAAGUGGACGCCGAGGAGCCUCAGGAGCACAUCCACAUUCAGUGGGUGGAUGAUGACAAAAACUUCAACAAAGGGGUGGUCAGUCCUAUCGAUGGGAAAUCCAUGGAGUCCAUAACCAGUGUGAAGAUAUUCCACGGCUCCGAGUACAAAGCGAAUGGAAAAGUCAUCAGGUGGACGGAGGUGUUCUUCCUGGAAAACGAAGACCAGCACAACGGCCUGAGCGACCCCGCGGAUCACAGCCGGCUGACGGAGCACGUGGCCAAGGCCUUCUGCCUCGCCCUCUGUCCCCACCUGAAGUUGCUCAAGGAGGAUGGAAUGACCCGACUGGGCCUGCGGGUCGCCCUGGACUCGGAACAGGUCGGCUACCAGGCCGGGAGUAACGGGCAGCCUCUGCCCGCCCAGUACAUGAAGGACUUGGACAGCGCCCUGGUGCCCGUGAUCCACGGGGGUGCCUGUCAGCUCAGCGAGGGGCCCCUGGUCAUGGAGCUCACCUUUUAUAUCCUGGAGAACAUCUCCUAAGAGACUGGUGCCCCACUCAUUUGCACUUUAAAACUGGAAGAGGAAGCUUUUGUUAACACUAAGGGGGGUGGGUUGGGGUGGGGGGAGGCGAGUUUCCCACAGUCCUCCUCUUCUCUGCAUCUUCUGAGAAGGGCAGGGCAGCUUCUCGGCUCCGCGCAGCUCCACGCGUCCCCGCAGCUAACCCACUUCUGCUCCUGCUUGGACGAGGGGACCCGGGUCCCGCGCCUCUGUUCAGACUUCUGGGGAGGGGGUGCAGGGGAGGAAAUAAAAGGUGAAACACAA
Molecule: messenger RNA, 4759 nt
Organism: Antechinus flavipes (yellow-footed antechinus)
Lineage: Eukaryota; Metazoa; Chordata; Mammalia; Dasyuromorphia; Dasyuridae
Gene: ZFYVE9
Product: zinc finger FYVE-type containing 9
Exons: 19
Coding region: 227-4477 (1416 amino acids)
Biological process (GO): endosomal transport
Cellular component (GO): early endosome membrane
Molecular function (GO): metal ion binding
Source: RefSeq, a predicted model, not a curated record